GGAAUUUAUUUUGAAAAAACGGAUGUACCAUUUACUGUUCUUUGUAACUUACUUGUAUGUCUAAAUAUUUUAAUUAAUAAAUGCAUUUUUUAUCAUUUACAUGUAGUACCGUUCUUCACCAAAGGGGGCGAUAAUGACACAUUUAUCCUAUUCGAAUGCCCCAGAAACAGCAGAAGAACAAAAGGGGGAGGCAGCAGCUUUUAUUUUCAUCUUGUGGCAGUUGAGGUUUUUACUCCGAAAGUUUUUUUUUUUUCAACCCCCAGUCUUGACUUCUGCCGCCGACUAUGCUAACGGGCAGUCGGCAUCUCUAUGUUUGCUAACGCGACCCGCCCGGCGUUGGAAAUGUUGAGCGUGGACUCGUUGCAGGUGGCGGAGGAGGAGGUGGUGGAGUCUAGCUCCAACAAACUCGGUGAUAUUUACACUUUUGUCGCUAAAGGCAGUUUCCCGCAGUCAAUGAAUCCUUUACGGAAAAAGAACCUCAAAAGAUACGCACAGAAAUUCAUCAUGGACGAAGGAAAGCUUUACUAUGUGGGUCCAAAGAAAGACGAGAAGAGGGAGGUGGUGAUCGAAGCGGACAGGAAGAGGCAGAUUUUCCUGGACUGCCACUUCAAUGACAUCGGCCAUCACCUGGGCCAAAAGAAGACCGUGCACAGGAUCCAGAGCAAGUACUACUGGCUGGGAAUCAUCAAGGAUGUUGUUGACUGGAUAAAGGUGUGUGAGACGUGUCAGCACGCUGAGAGGAAUAAGAACCUGGCACGGACUGUCCGGCCAAUCAAAGUGGACGCUCCGUGGGAUGUUGUUGGGAUAGACACUAUAGGGCCUUUCCCAGAGACCCAGCGAGGAAACAAAAGCGUUGUUCUGAUCAUCGAUUACUUCAGUAAAUGGCCAGAGGCGUUUCCUGUACCAAAGACGGACGCCCUCUCUGUUGCACGAUGCGUUUCAACAUGCAUAUACAGGUUUGGUGCUCCUAAAACGAUAGUGUGCAUUCAGAAGGAAGACUUCUGUGAUGAGGUGACGAGGCAGCUGUCUGACAGGUGGAGUCUAGUGCAGAAGGUUUCCCCCUUUGAUCAGCUGCAGCUCAACCCGCUCCAUGACUGCACGGCUCCGUUGCUUAAGGAGGCCGUAGUGCAGAUGGUGUCGGAGAAACAUGCAGAAUGGGAUGAUUUUCUGGACCCUGUCCUCUUUCUGUUCCGUACCUCCACCAACUCCACCACCAGGUUCACCCCUUACUCCCUCAUGUUCAGCAGGAAGGCCAAUCUACCAAACAGGACGACACUAAACCUGUUGAACUGUGAGAGUCCUGAACACGACAUGCUCUGCACUAAGGAGAAAGCUUCCACAUGCAUGACGAUCAUCCAAGAGCAGCAGAACUCUGUCAAACAACUGGUGAUCACAAACAUGAAUGCGGCCUACAAACAAGAGAAGAAAAAGAACGCCAAGCGCAGGGCGUACACUGUGGCUCCCGUUACUUUGAAAAUAGCAGACCCCCUGUUUUCUGUAGGAGACGUUCCCUCCCCUAAAAAGGUCCGGGAGAGCUUGUAUUUGUCUUUUCCUGUUGAAACGGUGCUGGCCACGGCGCCAAACAGCUCGGAGGACGCGAAAACUGAUUUGGAGUAUCAUCUGGCGCAGUCGGACAUCCACUGAUACUGAAGGAGAGGCAUGGACACGUGGGGCCGACCCCGCUUCUGUGUGGGGCAGAUGCUUCCUGGAAGUCAUCGGCUGACCGUCGACCUUCAGAUUCUGGGACAGUUGACCCCUGGAAUGAGCUGACACGUUCAUCCGCUGAAGGAACUGCAGGUUCAUGUUUCAGAAAAGAAUUGACUGAACUGAGAAACACUUGUAGAAAUGUGGCUAUUUAGAGUUUUUUUAUGUUUACUUUUAGUUUGUCGUCGAGACGUUGUAUCCAUCCUAAUAUUAUUUUUAAUAGUAAUUUAUGCAUAGUUUCACAUUUGGUUUGAGAUAAAAUGCUCCUGUUUUUCAUUUGUUACACAAAUAUGUUCAUCUUUUUUAAAUUAUAUGAAUAUUUAAAAUAAAUUGUUGAUUUUUCAAAAAAUGUAAGCAACUGCAA
Oryzias melastigma (Indian medaka) is the source of this 2068-nucleotide messenger RNA. RefSeq lists its product as uncharacterized. The record is from RefSeq and is a predicted model, not a curated record. Lineage: Eukaryota; Metazoa; Chordata; Actinopteri; Beloniformes; Adrianichthyidae. The coding region runs from base 310 to 1644 and encodes 444 amino acids. Gene Ontology annotation, molecular function: nucleic acid binding. Gene Ontology annotation, biological process: DNA integration. The transcript has 8 exons.